This is a messenger RNA of Lemur catta (Ring-tailed lemur), 2680 nucleotides long. RefSeq names its product ankyrin repeat domain 16 (gene ANKRD16). Gene Ontology annotation, cellular component: nucleus. Gene Ontology annotation, biological process: regulation of transcription by RNA polymerase II. Lineage: Eukaryota; Metazoa; Chordata; Mammalia; Primates; Lemuridae. The record is from RefSeq and is a predicted model, not a curated record. Gene Ontology annotation, molecular function: RNA polymerase II-specific DNA-binding transcription factor binding. The transcript has 7 exons. The coding region runs from base 422 to 1489 and encodes 355 amino acids.
GUGAGAGAGAGAACUGGGUGAGGGGCGGGCACGGGCACGCUGGGCGGCCUCCAGCCACCCCUUCCCGGGCGUAACGCGGACCCAGGCCCGGCGCGCCCCUUCCAGGCCCCUCCGGCCCACUUCAGGGCCGGGCGGUGGAACAGCGCGCCCCCCGUGUUGUUUUCAGCCCCGAACCACGCCAGUGCCCUGCCCUGCUCCCGGAGCCGUGGUCUCCGCGUAGACGGCCCAGCGCCCCUGGGAAGGCGCCCCUGCGGCGCGCUCGCCCCCGACUGCCCCGUUCCCUGAGGAGUCCCCUCCCCACGCUGGGGCCCGGGCGCCCGGGGAAGGGUCACGUGCGGGAAGCGGAAGCCGGGCUCGCUCUGGGCUUCUCCCAGCCGGACCGCCCGGGUCCCUCCCACCCGCUGCCAGCCUGGCCACGUUGAUGGCCCCGCCCGGGGACCCGCGGCGCCUCUGCAGGCUGGUGCAGGAGGGCCGGCUGCGCGCCCUGCAGGAGGAGCUGCAGGCGGCCGGUGGCUGCCCGGAGAUGGCCGGGGACACCCUGCUGCACUGCGCCGCCCGCCACGGGCGCCGGGACAUCCUGGCCUAUCUGGCCGAGGCCUGGGGCAUGGACGUGGAGGCUGCCAACCGAGACUACAAGCGGCCUCUGCAUGAAGCUGCCUCCAUGGGCCACCAGGACUGCGUGCGCUACCUGCUGGGCCGAGGGGCGGUUGUCGACUGCCUGAAGAAGGCCGACUGGACUCCUCUGAUGAUGGCCUGCACAAGGAAGAAUCUCGAGGUGAUCCAGGACCUUGUGGAACAUGGCGCCAGUCCUCUCCUGAAGAACAAAGAUGGCUGGAACAGUUUCCACAUUGCCAGUCGAGAGGGUGACCCUCUGAUCCUCCAGUAUUUGCUCACUGUUUGCCCGGAUGCCUGGAAGACAGAGAGCAAAAUUAGAAGAACUCCUCUGCACACCGCAGCAAUGCACGGCCACUUAGAGGCAGUAAAGGUGCUUCUUAAGAGGUGCCAAUAUGAUCCUGACUGCAAAGACAACUGUGGCGUUACCCCCUUUAUGGACGCGAUUCAGUGUGGUCACAUCGACGUGGCCAGGCUGCUCAUGGAAAAACACAAGGUUUGCCUUUCAGCCGAGGACAGGCUGGGCGCCCAGGCUCUGCACAGGGCAGCAGUCACAGGGCAGGAUGAAGCCAUCCGAUUCUUGGUCUCUGAACUCGGUGUGGAUGUAGAUGUGAGAGCAGCAUCAACCCACCUCACAGCGCUUCAUUACGCAGCGAAGGAAGGACAUACAAGCACAAUUCAAACUCUCUUGUCCUUGGGUGCUGACAUCAGCUCUAAAGAUGAAAGAAAUCGAUCGGCCCUGCAUCUGGCCUGUGCGGGUCAGCACGUGGCCUGUGCCGAGUUUCUCCUGCAGUCAGGCCUGAAGGAUUCCGAAGACUUGACGGGUAGCCUGGCUCAGCAGCUCAUAGGGGGAACAGCUCCAGCCACAACGCGAUGACACAUGGACGUUUCUGAAAGGAGGCAGUAAAGUACAGGGUAAUUUGUGUCCCACUUCUUAAAUCAUGCACAGAUUCAGUGAAACCAGUCGGUAGCCACUUUCCAUCUCCUCCUCCCUCCUGCCCUCCUCCUGCACAGCCUCCCCCUGCUGAGGAUUCCCUGAUGCUCAGGAAGCUGGGUUCCUUGCCCCCAACCAGCACCCUGUGGAGUCCUGAGCACAGUCAUAAUCUUUCCAUAGUCCAUAUCUCACUUUUUAUACUCCUAAAGUGGAAUUAGAUGUUUAUGAGAUCAGUCUCUGGAAUCCUUAGAUGCAUGAAUAUAAUAUAGUCUAUAUACUUUUAUAAAUAUAUGAAAUGUUUUAUAAUAUUAUAUGGUAAAGCAAUGAUAAUAUUAAAAAUGUAACAUAAAUUGCUAUUAGUUUGAGCCAUAAAACAUAAUUGGCCUGUUUAUUUUCUUCCUUCAUGGCUUCUACUUGGUCAUUACAGCGGACCAACUUUUGGUUCAUAGCCAGGAAGGAAAUGCUUAUAAUCUGUUUACACAGACAUUUACAGGGAUUAGUGAAAAUUUUUAUAUAUUCUAAGCAUUGCUAGUUAAGCUAUAAAGUUUUAAUCUUGAGGGUUUUUGUUUUAGCAGAUAAGUUCUGUAUUGGCACCCUUUCAUUCUUACGUAUUAAAUGUAACUAAGCUAUUUCCAAAACUUUUCUCUCAGCCUGAGUUAAAGAAUGGAGUUUUUGUUCUCAAAACCUACAGGUUACAUUUCCUGCCCUGUCCCAUUCACCCACCAAAGCCUCUGACUAUUAAGGAAUGAAGCACUCAACAUUACAACUUUAAAAAAUAUUGUAGCCUCUUAAACAGAUCAAUGAUAGGAUGAGUCCUCAAGCAUUUGGACUAUUUUUUCCUGGCUUUUUUCCUUUUCUUUCUUUUUCUUUUUUGAUCAUUUUCUCUGAAUUGCUAAGAGUAAUUAUUAAUCCAAAUCUGUCUUUUGAAACAUUGCAUGCAUCAAUCACAAGCAAGAUUUAAUCUCCUUGUUCAUUGUGACCCAGCAAGUACUUGCUACACACCCACCUUAUUCUCAGCGUUGUGCUCAGCCUGGUAAGGAGCAAGAAUUUCCAGUUCCUCUUAAUUAUUCCCAGACGCUGGCAGAUUCCUAUCCCUAACCACCAAAUAAAGGUUCUGAUAGAAACACCCUCACA